Messenger RNA from Sebastes umbrosus (honeycomb rockfish), 1183 nucleotides. RefSeq names its product coenzyme Q-binding protein COQ10 homolog, mitochondrial. Lineage: Eukaryota; Metazoa; Chordata; Actinopteri; Perciformes; Sebastidae. The transcript has 5 exons. Gene Ontology annotation, biological process: ubiquinone biosynthetic process; cellular respiration. Gene Ontology annotation, cellular component: mitochondrion. Gene Ontology annotation, molecular function: ubiquinone binding. The record is from RefSeq and is a predicted model, not a curated record. The coding region runs from base 102 to 812 and encodes 236 amino acids.
AGUGGAGCCGAGCAGCGAGUCAUCAGUUAGAUCUGAGCCGAGUCGCUGCUGCUACCGCCGGGCUGGAAACACCGAAGUCUCUCCUCUCUUUAAACUCCACCAUGGCCAACAAAACGACUCCUCUCCUCUUCAGGGCUCUGCUGGAGAUGUGUGAAGCCCACUCCUCAAAAGCUGUGCGAGGAGGAAACAGUAGAAGAGCAAACUUUAGACACUUGUGGGGUUCCUGCGGUGCCCUGGCAGCCAGAAGGGCCAGCCUGCCUCUCUGCUCCGCCGUCCCCGUCAGCACACCCAGCCACAGCUUCAUCAACCUGGCUGCUCCCAUCAGCCCGCGCAGGAUGGAGUACACCGAGUGCCGGACACUAGGGUUUACUCCAGAGCAGAUGUACAGCGUGGUGGCCAAUGUGAACCAAUACCAGAACUUUGUUCCUUGGUGCAAGAAGUCUCGGGUCAGGAAGGGGCCAAAUGGCUUCAUCCGGGCGGACCUCGAAAUAGGUUUCCCCCCCAUUGUGGAACGCUACACCUCUGAGGUCACCAUCAUCCCAAACCACCAAGUCAGGGCCGUGUGUACUGAUGGAUCCCUCUUCAGGCAUCUUGAAACAAUGUGGAGAUUCGCCCCUGGAGCCGAAGACUCACCAGCCUCCUGCAAAGUGGAUUUCUAUGUGUCAUUUGAGUUCAAAUCUCUCCUGCACUCUCAGCUGGCCGGCAUUUUCUUUGACGAAGUGGUCAAAAAGAUGGUCAAUGCCUUUGAGUUACGAGCAACGUCUCUUUACGGGAACCAGCAGGAGGCGCCACUGAGGAGGCGGUCGACAUGAGGCGACCCCUUUGAUAUUCACAUCCCCUUGGACCGUUAACCAAACCCCAUUCUACUUGCCAUCAACACUUGUCUUAACACAGGAGACUGGAUCUUCUUUUUGCACACACUCAUAUCUUAUACUCGAGUUGCACAUUUAACACACCUGACUUUUUAUUUAUAAUCCAUAAGCUAAUUUAUUUACUUCCUUGUACAUAUUUAGGGACAGCAAUAAAUGCAUGGUUUCAAAUGACCAUGUUUCUUUGUAACACUGUGGGAUAAUGUACAGACAAGUGACUCCUGGUCAGCGUUGAAACAUCUAAAACGGUUAAGAGCUAUUUCUUGUUCACCACUUUUUUUUUUGGUGGAAUUAAAAAGCUCUUAUUUUGGUAA